AUGUCUCACCAAACUUCAGUAAAGAUCCAGAGGAGAGGCUUCAGCAACUCCUCUGCCAUCGUGCCUGGCUGCGGCCGCACCAGCUUCACUUCUCGCACUGUAACCAGAGGUGGAAGCUGUGGUGUAGGUGGUGCUGGUUUUGGUAGGGUCAGUGGCGGCGGCGGCUUUGGCAGCCGAAGCCUCUGCAAUCUGGGUGGAUUUAAUAGGGUCGCAGCGGCUGGUGGUGCUUCCAGCAUCGGUUACGGUUGUGGUUACGGUGGUGGCCUUGGCAGUGGAUUUGGGCUUGGUGGUGGAGCAGGUGGCAGCUAUGGGCUGGUUGGAGCUGGCUUUGGCGGUGGGAGAGGCGGUCCCGGCUUCCCUGUUUGCCCACCUGGCGGGAUCCAAGAAGUGACCAUCAAUCAGCAGCUGCUGGCACCUCUCAACUUGGAGAUUGACCCCAACAUACAGAGAGUCCGCAAAGAGGAGGGGGAGCAGAUCAAGACGCUCAACAACAAAUUUGCAUCCUUCAUCGAUAAGGUGAGAAGUCAGAUUUCAUGAAUUCCUUAUCCUGUGACCCUUGAGUUGUUUCAAACCAUUCAGUCGCUUUAUUUCUGCUAUUCUCCUUCAUUGUAGCUCAGGCCACUAUCACCAUUUAACACAGGCACUACCAGGCAUGUGCUCAGUGUCACAGAGCUGACAACUUUUUACUGGCCAUGCUUUUGAUUCUGAGAGCAGCACUUUCUGCAAAAUUGUUGCAGCCGAUCCCUUUUUGUUUGUUUGUUUUGCCAUGGACCUAAAGUGAUCAGGAAAUCUUCUAGAGAUGUGAUUGUAUUAUGCCUGAAAUUAACGUGGCUUCAAGGCAAAUUUGCAGAUUCUUUCUUGGGAGGAGCAUCUGAGCACUCAAUAAUUUCAGUAAGAUUGGUGAAAUUCCACAUAACCCCUUUACUUGGAUAACAGUUUCAAGUUGCUGUUAGGCACUUGUCCAGGGCUGGUAAAAUAAGUUGGCAAGCGGAGUCCAGAAACGUGGAGGGGUGAAGCAAUUCUACCCCAGAGGGUUUGCAUUUGAUGCAGAAAGCAGGGCUGGAGGGAGAGAUGACUCAUGGUGAAUAGCAGUGAUGGAUAGGAGAGAGUCAAAUAGCAGCCCUGAAGAUGCAUGCAAGAUGAGCCUUGAGUGGUUCACAGAGCUCAUUCAUUCAUUCAUUCAUUCAUUCAUUUGCUCACAUUCGUAAUUUGCCUCAUCCCAAAGUUUGAGUGCAGGUAAUAAUAUAUUAAGAGUGAUUGUAUUAACAGCCUGAUCCUCUGCAAGCUUGCUUUGAAAUAAAUCUCAGUGUUCAGUGGGACUCACAGGUCAAUGUGCUCAGCAAUGCACUUAAAAGCCUCAUUAAAAGUUAAAUCAAAUCAAUUAAAACACAAUGCAAAAAUAAUGUUAUUUGCAAUUUUACCCCACUUUUCCUCCAAGUAGCUCAAGGUGAAAUGCAUAGCCCAGCAAUCCUAUUUUAUCUUCACAACAGCCCUUGGAGGUAGGUCAGACAGAGAGAGAGAGAGAGAGAGAGAGAGAGAGCGCGAUUGGAUCCAUGGUCACCCAGUGAGCUUCAUGGCUGAGAAGGGAUUUGAAUUUCCAAUCUUAGUACAUAUCCUAAUGGCAACAACCAAGCUCCCUUAAAAGAUGCUCAGUCCUGAGCACAGAUGAAGUUCGAUGAGGGAUGGGAAAGGGGUUCCAUAUAACUCAAAUAACACAAAACUUAAAAGGCUUUCUUAAUGUGUAUUACGUAAAUUGAUGCAAAAUCUGAGUUAUCUCUGCGUGUGUGUGUGUGUGUGUGUGUGUGUAUAGAUAGAUGAUAGAGAUAGAUAGAUGAUUGAUAGAUAGAUAGAUAGAUGAUAGAUAGAUGAUAGACAGAUAGAUGAUAGAUAGAUAGUUAUUUCAACCCAGUCUAUAUGUGUACUUAGGGUUAGACUCCACUCAGUGUGGAAUUUCCCUAUGUGCCUUGUUAACACUUGACUCUGCGUAUUGCUAAAAAAGCCCUUAAUACAACUAGUGGUCAUAUUAACUGUGGCCUAAGAUCAGCUUUAGAAGCAUUGCCAUUAAGAGACUGGCAGGCACCAAAGACAGGGUCACUUCAGCCCUGGCUUAUGGAAUUUAUUUCUAAGGGAUGUGUGAUUGGCCUUCUCUGUGCCAGUCUUCAAAAAGGCCUUGAGGAUAAACUAAGAUAGUUUCAUUCAUGUCACUGCUGGGUUCUAGGGCAUUUAUUUUAGUUUAUAGGACUUUGUGGUUAUUUUUAUGCUAGGCUAAACAUCCUUUAAGAGUCACCUAAUUCGUACUUAACUGGCUUUUUGUUGUUACGAUUUUGGAAUUGGUUGUUUUAUCUGCCAUACAUCUGUAAGCUUCCUAGAAAUUGCAUCGUCCUGUAAGGCAACUUAAAAAACCAACAAAUGAACAACAUAAAUAAAAUGGAACAUAAGUCUUGUUACCUGAACGAUUUGCAGGAAACUAGCAUGUAACUCCUUCUGUUGUGCAUGAUCUAGGACAGGGGUCUGCAACCCGCGGCUCCGGAGCCGCACGUGGCUCUUUUACACCUUUGCCGCGGCUCCAGGGCGGAUACUAGCGAGGGGAGGAGGCGCAUUGUGCGCCCCGACACUCCCCACUGUGGCGGGCGCUGUACUGGCUGUGACGUCGCAUGGGGGCGGUGCGUGCGUUAGUCACCGUCCCGACGUCACCUGCCCACCCGCCCGCUACAUUGUAAGGGGCAUGUACGCUGGUCACUGCAUUGAAAGGGGGCAUGUACGCUGGUCACUGUUUUGAAGGGGAGUGAAGAACACACACACAAAAAAAAGGUAACUUGUUAAUUUAACAUUUAUUUCUAUGAGGAGGAGUAAUUCUGAGGGGUCAAACAAAGAAAUAAUAAAAAAGUGACAAAAAUGUUAUUUUUAUAAUGACGAGUUUUGCGGCUCCCAGUUUUUUUCCUUCGGAAACGGGUCCAAGUGGCUCUUUUUGUCUUAAAGGUUGCAGACCCCUGAUCUAGGAUGUCCUUCCAAUCAACUGCAGUAAAUACCUCCAGUAUUUAGGCUUAGAAUAAUGCUUUUCAAGUGGGACCCAAACUGUUGAAAUUAAUGGCCCAAAUUAAUGUCACCUUCCCAGCCCUUCUUUCUUCCUCAGCAGCAGAAACACACAAAUACCAACACUGAAGAAACAUAUGCCCUCCCCCCGCCAUUCUUAAUGUGAAUAUACCUAGGCAAUAAUAGAAUUUAAACAUGAGAUACAGGAAGGGAACACAAUUUAGAAGGGGAAAUGUGGGAAUCUGUUUCUUCAAGGGUCCUUCAAUGGUGUGUUGCUGGCUUGGUAAAAGCAAGCAAGGAAGGAAGGUCCUCAUUAUGAGACUAACCCAGGCAUGGGCAAACUUGGCCCUCCAGAUGUUUUGGGACUACAGUUCCCAUCAUCCCUGACCACUGGUCCUGUUAGCUAGGAAUGAUGGGAGUUGUAGUCCCAAACAACUGGAAGGCUGGAUUUGCCCAUGCCUGGACUAACCCAAUAAUAUGUCAGGACUCACCUGUAAGGAGAGACUCACACUUAGGAAAAUAGGAAGCUGCCUUGUAUUGUGUCAGGACAGUUGCCCAUCUACCUUAAUAUUGUCUGCACUGACUGGCAGGGGCUCCCUGGGGUAUUAGAUGAGGGGCAUGCCCUUUCCUACCUUAGGAUGCCAGGGAUUGAACCAGUAAACCAUCUGCAUGCAGAGCAGUUACUUGGCCACAGAGCGAUGGCCCUUGCCAGUUUGUGAAGCACUUGCUUAGCAUCCCCAUUGGAGUGUGACUUGUGUUUAGUCGUGUCCGACUCUUUGUGACCCCAUGGACCAGAGCAUGCCAGGCACUUCUGCCUUCCACUGCCUCCCGCAGUUUGGUCAAACUCAUGCUGGUAGCUUCGAGAACACUAUCCAACCAUCUCGUCCUCUGUCGUCCCCUUCUCCUUGUGCCCUCAAUCUUUCCCAACAUCAGGGUCUUUUCCAGGGAGUCUUCUCUCCUCAUGAGGUGGCCAAAGUAUUGGAGCCUCAACUUCAGGAUCUGUCCUUCCAGUGAGCACUCAGGGCUGAUUUCCUUCAGAAUGGAUAUGUUUGAUCUUCUUGCAGUCCACUUUUAGAAAUGGUUAAUGAUGCUGUAGGUCUUUCUGCUUCCAGGUGCGUUUCCUUGAACAACAGAACAAAGUGCUGGAAACAAAAUGGACAUUGCUGCAGGAGCAGGGCCAGAAAACAAUCCGAAACAACAUUGAGCCCCUUUUCGAAGCUUACAUCAACAAUCUGAGGAAACAGCUGAGCUGCCUGGAGAGUAACAAAGGAAGACUGGCUGGAGAACUGAGCAACAUGCAGAACCUAGUUGAGGACUUCAAGCACAAGUAAACCUCUCUCUCCCUCUCAGUUUGUUUUCUAUGUCUUCCUUCUCUUCUACACCUCCUCCCCUUUCUGCUAAAGCCACAAUUCACACAAGCAAACAGCUUAACAGCAACUUCAAAUGCAACACGCACCAUGUGGCAGUCUGUGCAUGCACAGCAUAACACCUGCCAUGUGGUUUGACCACAUGGUGGAUUUCAACAGGCUUGGUUUACAGGCCCUUCAGGUCGUUUCUUUGCCAGUCAUGGUGCAAAUUGGCCCUUUGUGAUCAAGAAUAACCUCUUAGAUACCAUCAGCGCCAUUCCAAACUUCUUUAAGCAUUGCAGCCAUCUCUUAAUUGUUUUUCCUCUCUGUCUGUCCUGCCCAAACAGAUAUGAAGAUGAGAUCAACAGGCGUACAACUGCAGAAAAUGAGUUUGUCACCCUCAAGAAGGUGAGUGUCUGUAGAUAGCCCAUGGGGAAAUAGUUUUGCUGUGAGGGGUAGUAAUCCUUUACUAUUGUAUCCCACAAACCCUGCAGACAACUAAGUUUAAAAUAUGUUUCUACAAAGAAAGCUGUAAUCAUUCACAGUUGCUAGGCCACAGUCCUUUGUUUUUAAGAGACACAUGUAAGUGUGUGUGUGUUCUUGUUCACAAAAUGGAUAUAUCACUCAUUAUUAGUGAUGUAACCGGCAUUAGCCAGUAGGUGCCCGCCACAGUCAUGCAUCUGUACCCCACAGAGCACACUCAUGGUAGUAAGUAAUCAAUUUAGGAGCUGGAUCACCAUCUCUUAUGCCAUAACUUUAGACUAUCUAGUUCAACAAUACAGUGGUACCUUGGGUUAAGUACUUAAUUCGUUCUGGAGGUCCGUACUUAACCUGAAACUGUUCUUAACCUGAAGCACCACUUUAGCUAAUGGGGCCUCCUGCUGCUGCCGCGCCGCCAGAGCACGAUUUCUGUUCUCAUCCUGAAGCAAAGUUCUUAACCUGAAGCACUAUUUCUGGGUUAGCGGAGUCUGUAACCUGAAGCGAAUGUAACCUGAAGCGUAUGUAACCCGAGGUACCACUGUAUAAUCUUUUUUUCAGGAUGUGGAUACCGCCUACAUGAACAAAGUAGAACUGGAAGCCAGGGCAGAUUCCUUCAACGAUGAACUCAACUUCCUCAAAGCUCUGUAUGAAGCGGUAAGGAUCACACCUAUUCACUUUAGCUGAAGUGUUCUGUGCUGUACGGUUAUUAAACGAGGACUGCCAAAGAGGCCAUCUAGCCAUCUGCCUUGCUAUUCAGCUAGAAAAAGAGCCUCGUUUCAGAACCUCCCAUGGAUAAUAAGGACAAAAUGAAGGUUUAUCCAUGGGCUUUUGUUGUCUCUCAACUAGAGCUGCCAUCCAUUUUGCCUAAAGUGUAAUUUUGAAGCAAAGUCUAAAGAUUCUGGUUGGGUGAAAAACAACUUUGAAAGAAAGCAAUUUCAAAGGAAGCAAAAGAGAGAGAAAGGGAAUACUAGCAAAGUUUAUCAGAAGGAAUGAGAUUUACCUUUACAUCCAUAACUUGCUAUUAGGCUUCAACUGCUAAGGUAAAAAAUAAAAUAAACACCUGAUGGUAUUUUUCUGGAAAAUUACAAAUUUAAAAAAUAAAUAAAUGAGAGUGAAUUUCUUCAAGGGAUCCUGAGCACCCCUCUUUCCAACAUAUUUAUAUGCUAGAGAUAAAAUUAUUACUCCUGUGAAAGGGCAAAAAAUGUUGGAAGGGACUAUAAGAUCACACCUUUAGCCCCCCCCCCCAAUGAUAUGAGGGUUUGUCCUCCCAGCCCUGCCUCAACAUUACUCACACAUUGAGGGAAGAUCUGAAGGGGGGAUGUCUGAAAACACACAGGGAGUCCCCAUGAGCCAGAACUUGGAGUGCACAGAGUUCCAGCUCACAGGAACAGCCUGUGUGCAGCUCCCGCACUUCAGAGCUGGAUCACAUUGGGAUCUAGGAGAUUCAAUGACAGGGAAGCACACUCAGCCCCACUAUUAAUCAUGCAGAACACAGAACACCUGAACCCAGAGGUGUGUUGUGCUCAUGGUGCUUCACUACUUGGCAAGAAAUGUAUGCUGAUGUUACGAUCCUUUGUGAAUUCCAUGAGAAACUAAUCUUCUUCCCAGCAUACCAUAGCCCUAGUCUGCCCUGCUAAGUUUGAAUGGGUAAUGGAAUUUCAAAGGAACAGAGAGAGCUAAGUUGAAAGUCCAGGAAUUAUAGGGUGGGGUUUGAGUGUCCUGUACAGCGCCUUCUUUUAAUUGCCUAUGAAUAAUCAUGGCUCCUAUCCCUGCAAUUCAUGUGUGUUCUAUCUUAUGUUUUAAAAACCUAUUUUCAUUUUUAAAAAGAAAAAGAAAGCAGGUAUUUUGGAAGCAGAAUGAGUUACGUGUAUGCAAGUUUGCUUGCUUGCGUAACUCCUUACAGCUGAAGGAUUCGCUUGGAGCACAGUUUGGGCUGGGAAUUUGCAGAGGAUGCAGAAUUCAGUAUUAUAUGGCUUUGAUUGAGAUGUUGCUGCCUCAACUACAGGAACUUGCACAGAUGCAGACACAAGUCUCUGACACUUCCGUGAUUCUUUCAAUGGACAACAACCGCAGCCUGGAUCUCGACAGCAUCAUUGCUGAAGUCAAAGCUCAGUAUGAAGACAUUGCAAACAAGAGCAGGGUGGAGGCUGAAUCCUGGUACCAAAGCAAGGUAAAACAUCAUAAAGGAGCUAGAGAAGGGUGGCUUUCCUGAUGGUUCGUGGCUUAGAAAAUAAGCCAAGUUGCUUCUUCCCCUUAUUUCUGAAAUGACUAGGCUUAUUUUCAAAAGCCACCGAAAAAUUGCUUCUGAACCACCCCUUCUUCCUCACUAGUCUCCCAAACUCUUCCCUUUCCUUUAAACUAGAUUUACUUGGCCAGGGAACCAACAGCAUACUCAGGUCUUAGGGAAGGAGGGAGAGCUGAUCUCUCCCUCCCUACUUCAGUGUGCUGGUAGAAUGCCAGAAGAAAGGCCACCAUGACCCAUGGAAAUGUAUUUUACCCAAUGAGUAUUGCAGUAAUAACAUAUCUAGCAUAUACUCAUGCACCGGGCUUUUUUGUGACAGUACUCACCAUUACAAGGUACCAACACCACUUCUUUGCUGCCCAUCGCAGCCAUUUUAUGCUGGUAAAGGUAAAGGACCCCUGACAGUUAAGUCCAGUUGCGAACGACUCUGGGGUUGCGGCGCUCAUCUCGCUUUACUGGGAGAGGGAGCCGACGUUUGUCCGCAGACAGUUUUUCCACGUCAUGUGGCCAGCAUGACUAAGUGAACCAGAGCAGCAUACAGAAAUGCCGUUUACCUUCCCGCUGGAGCGGUACCUAUUUAUCUACUUGCACUUUGACGUGCUUUUGAACUGCUAGGUGGGCAGGAGGAGGGACCGAGCAACGGGAGCUCACCCCGUCGCAGGGAUUCGAACUGCUGACCUUCCGAUCGGCAAGCCCUAGGCUCUGUGGUUUAGACCACAGCAUCACCCAAGAUUUUAUGCUGGUACUCAGAGCGUUUUGAUCAAUAUUUGAGUACCAGCACCUGAUUUUUUAAAAAUAAAAAAAGCACCCCAUAUGUAUAGAAAAUAAGAAUGGUUGCUCCAAAUGGAAUUAACCUAAUGUUGCUGUGUUUGCUUUCUGCCUAUAUUAGUAUGAGGAACUCCAGGCUACUGCCGGAAGACACGGUGAUGACCUUCGCAACACCAAGCAUGAGAUUUCUGAACUCACCCGACAAAUCCAGAGGCUGCGCGCUGAAAUUGACAAUGUGAAGAAGCAGGUAUGGUCUUGCUGGAAAAUACGAAAUGUGAAAAUGUGUUUAGAAUUCUUUAAAGGAGAACCUUAAAUGUGUUGGGGGUUCUUCCUCCAAGGGAUACGAGAGAGAAUUUCCAUAGGAGAACUUUGGUCCAAUACAUACCUUUUUAUCUAGGCUUUCCAUGACUCAUAAGAUUGGGUCUUUUUAACUCAAUCCCUGUAUUUAUCUGCUUUUAUAAUACAAUUUUACAUUGUGUUUUAUCUCUGUUUUUAUAAUACUGUUUUGUAAUUUUUAUGUUAUAUUUUUGCAUAUCGCUUGGAGAUUUUUAAAUAUUAAGUGGUGUAGGUAUGUGUUUAAGUAAAUAAAUAAAAUAGAGGCAGGAGAGUUGCUCAAUAGCAUCUCAUGAGCCAACAGUGUGACGCGGCAGCUAAAAAAGCCAAUGCAAUUCUGGGCUGCAUCAAUAGGAGUAUAGCAUCUAGAUCAAGGGAAGUAAUAGUGCCACUGUAUUCUGCUCUGGUCAGACCUCACCUGGAGUACUGUGUCCAGUUCUGGGCACCACAGUUCAAGAAGGACACUGACAAACUGGAACGUGUCCAGAGGAGGGCAACCAAAAUGGUCAAAGGCCUGGAAACGAUGCCUUAUGAGGAACGGCUAAGGGAGCUGGGCAUGUUUAGCCUGGAGAAGAGGAGGUUAAGGGGUGAUAUGAUAGCCAUGUUCAAAUAUAUAAAAGGAUGUCACAUAGAGGAGGGAGAAAGGUUGUUUUCUGCUGCUCCAGAGAAGCGGACACGGAGCAAUGGAUCCAAACUACAAGAAAGAAGAUUCCACCUAAACAUUAGGAAGAACUUCCUGACAGUAAGAGCUGUUUGACAGUGGAAUUUGCUGCCAAGGAGUGUGGUGGAGUCUCCUUCUUUGGAGGUCUUUAAGCAGAGGCUUGACAACCAUAUGUCAGGAGUGCUCUGAUGGUGUUUCCUGCUUGGCAGGGGGUUGGACUCGAUGGCCCUUGUGGUCUCUUCCAACUCUAUGAUUCUAUGAUUCUAUGAUUCAUAGUCAUGCAAAGUGGCUGAUUAUUUAUUAAGUGCAGUCGGUAUCAAUGGUGGUUUAUGGAAUAACAUAAGGAAGCAAUAGGUCUUUCUUGCUCCAAGGAGCUUGCGUGCCAAGGCCACAUGCCCUGGAGUUCCCCAUUGAGUACUAAACACAGCACAAGUAUUUAGGAUUAUGGGCUAAAACAGGUCACAACUUUAUUGGUUACAGAUGUGAGCAGUUUGGCUUAGGCAUUGGGUGAUACCAGGCUAUAUAUUGACUCCCGCCCAACUGCAGGGAGUCAAACAAAGGGUAAACCACCAGAAGGGGGAGCCCUAUGACUUACAUCAAAUAGGUGCACCCCAAGGGGUUCUCCCUGGGGUCAUGGCAUGGUCCUAGCUCACACCUGGGCUUUGGACAGGAUCCACACACCCGGAUCCCUUUAAUAGGAUACCCUUAUCAAGGAGGGACAGGCGGAGGCUCCAAGCUCCCCUCCCUUAAACAAAGGCUUACCCAAUGCCUAACCGCCACUCGAGCCCAAAUGGCUCGCCACCAACACCCUCACACCUGCAACCAACAUCUCAGAAUAAGGUCAUGCAAAAUGGCUGAUUAUUUAUAUACUGCAGUCGGUAUCAAUGGUGGUUUAUGGAGUAACAUAAGGAAACAAUAGGUCUGUCUUGCUCCAAGGAGCUUACCAUUUAAGCUAACCAGUCUUUUCUCUCCCUACCUGCAAACAGUGUGCCAAUCUUCAGGCAGCCAUUGCGGAAGCAGAAGAGCGAGGCGAGCUGGCUCUCAAGGAUGCAAGGCAAAAGCUUGCUGAGCUUGAGGAUGCUCUUCAGAGAGCCAAGCAAGACAUGGCCAGGCAGCUGAAGGACUACCAGGAACUGAUGAGUGUCAAGCUAGCCCUAGAUAUUGAGAUUGCCACCUACAGAAAGCUUCUGGAAGGAGAGGAAUGCCGGUCAGUGAGAUACAAUCUUUGCAACCUUGUACACAUCCCAUCCUUUCUCCAAUGUUGAUAAAUCUAAGAUGAGAUAUCCAAUGUGGGGCAUUCCAGAUGCUGCUGGACUCCAGCUCCCAUCAAGCCUGACCAUCUGCCAUGUAGGCAGGGACUAAUGGGAAUUGGACAACAUCGGAAGGGCACCACGCUGGCUACCUCUGCUAAUGAUCAUUGCGUACAGAAGGGAGAGGUGAUAGCUCGUCAUCUAAACCUGGGCUUCCCAAACUUGAGUCUCCAGCUGUUUUUGGAAUACAGUUCCCCUCAUCCUUGACCACUGGUCCUGCUAGCUAGGGAUUGUGGGAGUGUAGUCCAAAAACAGCUGGAGACCUGAGUUUGGGAAACCCUGAUCUAGACCAAGCAUGGGGGGCCUUAGGCCAUCCAGAUGUUGCUAAACUACAGCUCCCAUCAUUCCUUCUCAUUGGCCAUGCUCAUUGACUGAUGGGGGUGUGGUAGAAGUUCAGCAACAUCUGGAGGGCCAAGGGCUCCCUACACGUGGUCUCAGUGAAGAACUACCACCUCUGUCAGAACACAGAGCGGAUAGUUGUUCCCUAGUGCAAAUUGCAAUUCCCACUUCAGGUCUACCAUGAUAUCAUUCUGGCUGUGACGUAAUUAAAGGUUAUUAAAUAUAUCCUCCUUGAGUAAUCUUAAGUGCCUGUCUGUCUUGGAGACCAAAUGAGGGAUAACUUGUCCUCAGUCAACAAUAAAGUAUUGUCUGGUGUGCUGCUUCAGUGGUUUUCCCAUGCACAGCUACCAAAGUCACAUGGAACAGUCAGGCUUCUCAAUUUUACUGUCUGGUGGGAAUAUCAUAGAACAGUAGUUUUCAACCAGUGUGCCUUGGCACCCUGGGGUGCCUUGAAUGAUGAUCAGGGGUGUCAUGGGCAACACUGGCCUCUGUCCCUCUUUCCUCCUUUUCUUAUGUGUACAAACACAGAUAUCAGUCCGCUAUUGAUUGCACCCCAUAUGAAAUGCUUUACAAAAAGAAGCCAUAUGUAAAACAUUUCAAAAUUUUUGGUUCAGAGGUAUGGGUGCACACUUUGCAGAACAACAAAUUGAGCAAACGUGGUGAACAUGGUAUUUUUCUGGGCUAUGAAAAAGGUUCCUAUCAUGUGUUAAUCACUGACACAAAGGCGAUUAGGCUGACCAGAAGUAUGGAUUGUAAUCCAAAAUGGGACAGAGUUGGUCUUUUUCAAUGUCAUCCCAUUUCAGAUGGUGAUGGUGCAAAAGCAGUUAAGAAAGACGCAGAUUCUGUUGUUGCUGAUGAUAAUGCUGAUGCCAACAUAGAUUCUGAUGAUGACACAGAUUAUCCAAGUCCAAAAGCCUCUCUUAAACAAUCAGAUGAGUCUGACACUGAUUCAGACACAGCACCUUCAUUUACAUUAGGUCGUCAUUCUCCCAUCUCUGCCUCCAAAAGUCUUGUGCAGCUGUUUGUUGCAGCGCCCUGGCUACAAGCUCCCCAGGCGAAUGGUGCUUCUGGGACUGGCCAGGGGGUGCUGGUUGCCAGGAGCUGAGGCGGCCUCGGAGUAAGCAAGCAAGCGGGCGAGGGAGCCCAGCCAACCAGUCUGCCAGCCCUUGCUGUUGGGAAUGGAUGGACAAAUGGGAGGCUGUGCUGGCCUUGGUUGUGCUUCCUGUGUGCAAUGCCUGCCUGGGAGCUGGGUGGCUGGCAGCAAAGGGAAGCCUCUCUGCCAUGCAGGCCUGGCUGUGCCUGCUGCCGCUUCCUCCCAGUGUAAGAAAGGUGCUGGCCUCAUGUUCACUGCUAAGGCUGGGGGCAGCCUCUUCCCAGGUCCCUGUGGGGCAGCAGGAGAAGGCACUUCUCUUUGGGGCAGCAGCUCAGAGACCAGGGGUGCUGGCAGCUGCUUCUUGGGGAGAAGGGGAGAGGGGAGAGGAGGCUAAGGGAACACUCCACAAGGGAGGAUGUUAGAAACGGAUUAGGGGCUGCAUGCAAGGGGUGACAUAACUGAGCUGCUGAGGCUCUGAGUGUGUUUCUCCACAGAAUGUAGUUGCUCAAGGGAGCUGUGGACUCAAAAAGGCUGAAAAAUGGUUGUGGAAGACCAGAGGAAGUUGUGCACACUGCUUUACAUGCCACCUAAGGGGGCUUGCAGGGACGCGGGUGGCGCUGUGGGUUAAACCACAGAGCCUAGGACUUGCCGAUCAGUAGGUCAGCAGUUCAAAUCCCUGCGGCGGGGUGAGCUCCCGUUGCUCGGUCCCUGCUCCUGCCAACCUAGCAGUUCGAAAGCACAUCAAAGUGCAAGUAGAUAAAUAGGUACCGCUCUGGAGGGAAGGUAAACAGCGUUUCUGUGCGCUGCUCUGGUUCGCCAGAAGCGGCUUAGUCAUGCUGGCCACAUGACCCGGAGGCUUUACGCCAGCUCCCUCGGCCAAUAAAGUGAGAUGAGUGCCGCAACCCCAGAGUCAGCCACAACUGGACCUAAUGGUCAGGGGUCCCUUUACCUUUACCUUUAAGGGGGCUUGCAGAUUUCAUCACAAUGAACUGCCAAUUCUGCUUCUUUUCAAACUUGCUCCAGUCGUUCCGUCUGGGCUUGAAUCCUUACCACCCUCUUUUUGUUUUCUGACAGCCUGGCUAGUGAUGGAGCAGGAACAGUGAACAUCUGUAAGUAUCCUGGGGAAAUGUUUAUAGCUUUGCACGUUGGGGAAAGGAUGAAAUAAAUGAUGCCUUGUUUCAGUUCACAUUUGGAGGGCUGCACAUAAUGCUUCCACUCACCCAUCUCGCCAUACCACCUCUGUGCCCACAUUUGUACACUGUAAAGCCCUGAAUAGCUAUGCCUAUCCAGUUGCACAGUUGCUGUUCUGAUGCAACAUCUUGGGUUUUCUCUGCUGGUGCAAUGCUGCAGCUCUCAAAGCUGCUUAGCUUUAACGGGUUGUUCCCAAACGUUGCAUACAACUCAGUGUUUUUUGCCCUAUUCAUUUUGUGCAUCUGGAAGUUAGCCGUUCAUAGGGAUAGAUAAGAAACUCAAUUCAUUUAAUAUUUAAAGGUGAAGCUACCUAAUUCACACUUUAUGAACAAUUCUCAAAGCAAAACAGUCACCUUUCAAAAUCUGUACUUUUCCUACUUUUGCAAUGCAGUUCUCCAGCCAAGUAACAUGUGCAGAAAUGCAUCUUGUGUAAAUAGGCUUUGCAAAAAAUGUCAGUAUUAGGCAAACUUGCAUGCAAAAGUGGAGAAAUGCUGGUGCAUUUUCACUAGCACUUUUUUUUUUAAUGCAAACUGAUGUGGAAAUGUGGAGUAGUGAAUUAAAAAAUUGGAAGAAUGAGAAAAUGAGAGAGCCAGAACAGACAGAUUUGCCCAUUCCUACUCAUUCAUUCAACCCAGACACAGACAGACUGAUGUGCUCUUCAUGAGUCUUGAUGACGUGUCCUUUCCCUUUCAUAGCUGUUGUCUCUUCAACCAUCGGACGUAGCGGUGUGGCCGCUGUUGGCAGUGGUCUUGGCUAUGGAGGCGGAUGCAACGUUGGCUAUGGAGGCGGAAGCAGCCUCAGCAUGGGAGGAGGUAGCAGUUUUGGAGUAGGAGGAGGCUGUGUGGGCCUUGGGAGUGGACUUGGUGCUGGAGGAAGCAGCUUCAGCUCUGGGAGUGGAAGAGGCGUCGGAGGAGUGAGUCUCGGAGGCGGCGGCAGCAGCUCUAGCGUGAAAUUUAUUUCCUCUUCUAAAAAAUCCUACAGAUGCUAA
Podarcis lilfordi (Lilford's wall lizard) is the source of this 13784-nucleotide messenger RNA. Lineage: Eukaryota; Metazoa; Chordata; Lepidosauria; Squamata; Lacertidae. The record is from the annotation of a GenBank genome assembly.